AUGAGGCACGACAACAGACUCUGGAGCACAGCAACUGUCCGUGGAGAUAGAGACGACCUCGUGGACGGACGGGAGAGGCCAAAGAAGCCAGUCCGAAACUCGCACUCGCACUCGCAGAAGUUGAAGCCAAUACGAAUUGCCACAUUGAACAUUGGCACGCUCACAGGACGGAGCCGCGAGAGACACGAUGGCGAGGGCAAAAAUCGUGCGAUAUUGGAAGGAUACAAGCUCAGCUACUACGGCACAUCCAAUAGCAACGGAGUGGCCAUUGCCGUCGACGCCGAGCUGCGCAGUCACAUCGCGGAAGUACAGCGCCACUCAGACAGGCUCAUCUCUGCUAUCAUUGAUUGUGAAACUUACCGUGUAUACGUGUUUCUGCCUAUGCUCCACAAUGUGGCUGCGAAGACGAGGAAGAAAGGACGAUUCUGGACAGAUUUACAAGACAAGAUUGCAGCAGUUCCUGGAGACGAUUUUCUCUUGUUCAUGCGGCGAUCUCGAAGGCCACGCUGGCGCGGAACGGGUACAGCUGCCAUGGGAACUACGGGAUAUGGUGCACGCAAUGAAGACGGAUGCAGGAUUUUGGAUUUUGCUGAGGCAAACGAUCUUGUCAUCACUAACACUUUCUUCAAAAAGCGUGAAAGCCACCUAGUCACCUAUGCUAGCGGGAACCUGAAAAAGUCAAAU
Messenger RNA from Ostertagia ostertagi, 684 nucleotides. Lineage: Eukaryota; Metazoa; Nematoda; Chromadorea; Rhabditida; Trichostrongylidae. The record is from the annotation of a GenBank genome assembly.